Molecule: messenger RNA, 1707 nt
Organism: Auxenochlorella protothecoides
Lineage: Eukaryota; Viridiplantae; Chlorophyta; Trebouxiophyceae; Chlorellales; Chlorellaceae
Product: Plastidic ATP/ADP-transporter
Exons: 6
Coding region: 1-1707 (568 amino acids)
Biological process (GO): nucleotide transport
Cellular component (GO): membrane
Molecular function (GO): ATP:ADP antiporter activity
Source: RefSeq, a predicted model, not a curated record
AUGCGCCGGCGGCGGCGGCCCUCCACCCUGGCCCGGGUGCUACUCCAGUUCCCCCUGGAGCUGAGCUCCAUCCUGUCCAAGGAGGAUGCGCACUACCUGGAGAAGCGCGCGCGGCGGCGGUGGUGGAGCCGGCGCUCCUUCCCCCGCAAGGUGCUGCCCCUCGGCGCCAUCUUCUUCGCCGCCUCCUUCAACCUCACCAUCCUGGCCAACCUGAAGGACGCCAUCAUGGUGACCACGGCGGGCGCGGAGACGCUGCCCUGGCUGGCCUCCUGCGGCAUCCUCCCCGCCUCCGUCGCCUUCUUCGUUGCCUACGGCACCAUGGUGGAGCGCUUGCCCCAGCGCGCCGUCUUCUACGCCGCCGUGGCCCCGCUCCUGGCCGCCUAUGCGCUGUUCGCCGGCGCGCUCUACCCCGCGCACGCUUACCUCCACCCCGUCGGCCUUACCGCCGCGCUGGCCGGGGCAACGCCCCCGGGCCUGCACGGCGCGCUCAAGAUGGUGGAGCACUGGACCUUCUCGCUUUUCUACUGUGCCGCGGAGCUCUGGGGCUCCGUCGUCAUCUCCAUCCUCUUCUGGAGCUUGGCCAAUGAGGUCUGCACCGUGAACGAGGCCAAGGCCGUGUACCCCCUCAUGGGCAUCGCCGCCAAUGUGGCGCUGGUCAUCGCUGGGUCCUACCUCAAGUGGGUCAACGCCAGCGUCGCCCACGGCAACACCCAGCUCAUGCUGAAUGUGCUGGUGGGCACUGUCAUUGCCAUGUCUGGCGUCAUGGCCGUUGCCAAGUUUGUUAUUGAUACGUAUGUGGUGGGUCCCUACUGCAGCCUCGACGAGCGCUCCAGCCCCAAGGUGCUUAAGAAGAAGAAGAAAAACAAGGGGUCGCUGGCCAACAGCCUUUCAGUGCUGAAGGAGUCGCCCAAGGUCCGGAACCUGGCGAUGCUGGUGGUCAGCUAUAGCGUCUCCCACCGCCUGUUUGAGUUCGCAUGGAAGGGAGCGCUGCGCACGCUGCACCCCACUCCCGGCGCCUACCAGUCGGUGCUGGCCGACGUGGCCAUCGCCACAGGCUAUGCCACCAUCGCCCUCAUGCUGCUCAGCCGCUACGUGUUUCAGUACGCGGGCUGGGCGGCGGCCGCAGCCGCCACGCCCACCGUCAUGCUCGUCACCGGCGGCGCCUUCUUCGGCCUGUCCAUCGCGGCGGGGGCGGGGCUCACGCUUGGCUCCCUGGGGCCCCUCCAGCUGGCGGCGCUGGGGGUGGGCACGGGGGUGGCAACCCAGGUCUUCGCGCGGUCGGCCAAGUUCAGCUUGUUUGAUCCGGCCAAAGAGAUGGUGUACAUUGAGAUGACGCCGGAGGAGAAGUCCAAGGGCAAGGCGGCCGUGGACCUGCUGGGCAGCCAGAUCGGAAAGAGCGGCGGGGCCUGGAUCACGCAGGGCCUGAUCCUGGUAUCGGGGUCCAUCACAGCCAGCCUCCCCCUCAUCUCCGCCGUCUUCCUGGCAACGCUAACGACCUGGCUGGGCGCGGUGCGCAGCCUGGCCCGGCAGAUCGCAGACUACGAGGCCGAGAAGCAGGCGCGGGAGGAGGCGGGGGACCCCUCGGCGGGCACCGGGGGGGAGCAUGCGCGGACCACCCCGCCGCCUGGCCCGCAGCAACCGAGUCUGCCGCCCGGCAACGGCGCACAUGCAGACGCGCCGACCGCCCGCAGGCCCCUGGCGGCGUGA